AUGGUAACCCCAGCCCUUAUCCUUGAUGUCGAUAUCACAUGUCCAACAGUGGUAAGCGGAGCGUCCUGGGCUUGGUUAAAAAGUUGGUGUUGUUGUAAAUGUUGCAAUUCAUCUUGUGGAAAUUCAAAUAACACAUCAACAGGGGAUAAGUCAAAAAAAAGUACAGAUAGCUCAAACAAAAGCAAAAAAGAUGAAAGUGCCUCAAAUCUAAAAGUCGAAGAUUGGCAACUGUCGUCUGGUAAAGGUAUAAAUAAAAAGUAA
This is a messenger RNA of Theileria orientalis strain Shintoku, 261 nucleotides long. RefSeq lists its product as hypothetical. The record is from RefSeq and is a predicted model, not a curated record. Lineage: Eukaryota; Apicomplexa; Aconoidasida; Piroplasmida; Theileriidae. Bases 1 to 261 code for a protein of 86 amino acids. The transcript is spliced from 2 exons.